This is a messenger RNA of Selaginella moellendorffii, 1445 nucleotides long. RefSeq lists its product as uncharacterized. The transcript is spliced from 6 exons. The coding region runs from base 240 to 1445 and encodes 401 amino acids. Gene Ontology annotation, biological process: protein N-linked glycosylation. The record is from RefSeq and is a predicted model, not a curated record. Gene Ontology annotation, molecular function: alpha-(1->6)-fucosyltransferase activity. Lineage: Eukaryota; Viridiplantae; Streptophyta; Lycopodiopsida; Selaginellales; Selaginellaceae.
UGCAUUGGCUACUCUUGCUUGUUUUGAUUGCUUACCUUUUUAUUGGCCAUAAACUAGAGAGAAGAAUUGGCUCCAGGAAAUGGUCACACCCACGAAGAAGAGUUCCAAGAAAGAUAAAGGCCCUGGUGGAUCUAUGGAGCAAGGUUUUGGAGCGAGGUCACAACAGCACAAAUCUUCCAAGAGCAUUACUUCCACCUCACAUUCAAGACUGCAAAAGAUGUGAAGAGCUCCACACCAAGAUGGACAAUCGUGGAAAGAAUGGUGAAUUGCCUCCUUGGAACCUAUGGAAAGAUCUUGUGGAUGACAAUAUUUCCUCAAAUUCUUCUCUAGCCAUACCAUGGGUUCAUGGCGGUGAUGACGAUAAUCUCCCUCUAACAAGGCUUGUCCAGCAGGAUUUGUGGCUGCAUCAACACCCCAAAAACUGCAGCAAUGCAAGAUUCCUCUUGGCCCACUGGCACAGCCAGACCGCACCUAUUGGUGUUGGAUCUCAGAUGGUUUUUCUUUCAGCAAUUCUUUCCUCAGCUGUGAGUGAGGGGAGAGUUUUUGUUACACUGCCCUUCUCUGGAGCAGAUCAUGAGGGAUGCACUGGGUCAAAUCACUUGAGGUGGUCUUGCUACUUUGCUCCAGAGGCCGCUAAGGAAUGCAUUCACAGAGUUUUGGAGCUUUAUUCAGAUGAGUCUGCUUGGAAAUCAGGGAUAUUGAAACGCUCAGACAAUGUUUUUGAUCCAUGGGCUGGUGUACCAAAACAUUGGGGAGAGCCUUGGAAGAAAAUGCAACCAACAGAAGAGCUUGAUGGAAAUCUCAUUGCAAACACCAAUGAGACCAAUGAACGAGUAUGGUGGAGAGCUCAGGCAUAUCGCUAUCUUCUGCGCUUUCCCAGUGAAUACUUAUGCAACUUACUUAACCAAGCCAGGCAUCGAGCAUUCGGAGUAAAUGCCGCUGAAAAGGUCAUGUUGUCUAUUACAAAAGAUUGGCAGCUCAAUUCAUCCCAGCCAGACGAUGCAAAAGUGUGGGUUCCACGACCCAUCGUGAGCGUGCAUGUAAGGCAAGGGGAUAAAAGCUACGAGAUGACCCUCCAUCCUUUGAAGGAUUACAUGAACCUCGCCAACGCUUUGCGAAGAAAGUUUCCGGAAUUGCACAGCGUGUGGCUCUCCACGGAAAUGCAGACUGUGGUUGACGAAUCCGACGAGUUCACAGACUGGGAGUUCUACUUCACGGAAGUGAGGAGGCAAUAUGGCACAAUGCACAUGACCGAAUAUAUGGAAUCUCUAGGUACCAAGACAGCAUUUGACAACAGCUUUAUCAACUUGGUGAUGGCUCUCGAGGCUGAUUUCUUUGUGGGCGCUUUGGGAUCAAGCUGGAGUUACGCCAUCAAUUGCUUGAGAUUGACUGGUGGCAAACUCAAGGCUGGUUUUCUCACAGUCAAUAUUAAUACAGUAUUAUAG